AAAGAGCACCCACCCAACACGGCAACAGCUACAGGAGAUGCCUUUGGAGGCUGAGGCAGGGUCAGAGGGUAAAGGCGGUAUACCCAGCAUCCUCGAUUUUAGAGUACACAGCCAUCUUGGAUCUGCGAGGAGAAGAGAAAUUAAUGCGGUGACUAACAGCAUGUUUAGUGCUACCAGAAAGAGGUUUGUAGAGGGGGUGGAGAGUGACUACCCCGAUGACACUAUGUAUUAUGGCCAGUCAUCCAUGUUCCCACAUCCGUCAGACAAAGACAUGCUGGCAUCUCCAUCCCCAUCGUCGUCAGGUCAAUUGUCGCAGCUUGGUGCCAGUUUAUACGGGCCACAAAGUGCCCUAGGGUUCCCUAUGAGGGGCAUGAGCAACACUGCUCAGUUGAAUCGUAUUCUACCACAGGGCAACCAGCUACCGAGCCACGUUACCCCUGCCACUGGCGUCGCCCCCACAAUGUCCCUCCAUACUCCUCCCUCGCCAAGCAGGGGCAUCCUACCCAUGAACACGCGGAGUAUGGUGAGCACCCCUCAGCAGGUGGGGCGCCAGGAGGUCAUGGUGGGGGGCAUGCCUAGUGGGGGCAGGACCAACAGCCUGGGCAGCUCGGGCCUGGGCAGCCCCAACCGUGCCUCUCCCAGCAUCAUCUGCAUGCCCAAGCAACAGCAGUCACGGCAACCUUUCACCAUCAACAGGUAA
Salvelinus namaycush (lake trout) is the source of this 700-nucleotide messenger RNA. RefSeq names its product CCR4-NOT transcription complex subunit 2-like. Bases 38 to 700 code for a protein of 220 amino acids. The transcript has 5 exons. NCBI's taxonomy places the organism in Eukaryota, Metazoa, Chordata, Actinopteri, Salmoniformes, Salmonidae. The record is from RefSeq and is a predicted model, not a curated record.